AGAAUAUAUGUGAAGCCGAAUGGCAACCCCAAUACCCCACCGCCCACAACUAUCCGAUUACACAAAACAUGUGUCUUCUACCACUCAGGAUCUUUAUACUUGAUACAAGCUACAAGUGGAGGUCUCUCCUUCUCCCUCCCUAACCAUUUUGGAUUUCAGCACAAAGAACCAGACACUCACGCACGCUCUUAUUUAUCUUUCAUGCUCUCACCAACACCUAAUUCUCACCACCCACAACUUCUUCACAACCACUUCUCAUUUUCGAUACUUUUUCUCUUUAGCGUUUCAAUUAUUGAACUCGGUAUUUUGUUUCCUCAUCUCCAUCGUUGUUAACCCUGUUUCGUAUCGUCAAAAAAAUGGGUCUUUUUUUAUUCUAAGAGAUGGAUAUUGAGGCCAAACCCCGAAAUUCUGAUCCAAUUAAGAAAGAAUCAUGGAGGACUGUGAUGACUUUAGCUUAUCAAAGUUUAGGGGUUGUUUAUGGCGAUUUAAGCACCUCUCCUUUGUACGUUUACAAAAUUCUUCGAGCUGACGAUAAUGGCGAAGGAGGGACUUUUGCUCUGUACACAUUGUUAUGUCGCCAUGCUCGUGUAAGCACUUUGCCCAAUGGUCAGCUUGCAGAUGAAGAGCUUUACGAGUAUAAAAAAGACGAAAUUACUUCUGGUUCGAGGGAUAUUGGUUUGAGUUUGAAAUCGACGCUCGAAAAACACAAAAUUUUGCAGAAAGCUUUGCUUGUUUUGGCUUUGCUUGGUACUUGUAUGGUCAUCGGCGACGGCGUUCUCACUCCGGCGAUCUCCGUUUUCUCUGCUGUUUCUGGGCUUGAGCUUUCUAUGUCGAAAGAACACCAUCAAUAUGUAGAAGUCCCGAUUACUUGCAUCAUACUCGUACUCUUAUUUUGUCUCCAACAUUACGGGACCCACCGUGUAGGGUUCUUAUUUGCACCGAUUGUGGUAACGUGGCUCUUGUGCAUUAGCACAAUUGGAGUUUACAACAUUUUUCAUUGGAAUCCGCAAGUUUUCCAAGCACUUUCGCCUUAUUACAUGUACAAGUUUCUCAAGAAAACAAAAAAAGGCGGAUGGAUGUCAUUGGGCGGGAUUUUGUUGUGUAUAACAGGCUCUGAGGCUAUGUAUGCUGAUCUCGGACAUUUUUCACAGUUAUCAAUCAAGAUGGCUUUCACCUUCGUGGUUUAUCCUUCCUUGAUUCUCGCAUAUAUGGGACAAGCUGCGUAUCUCUCCAAACAUCACAUCCUCGAAACCGAUUAUCGAAUCGGAUUCUACGUAUCUGUUCCCGAGAAAAUAAGAUGGCCAGUUCUUGGAAUCGCGAUACUUGCUGCAGUAGUCGGAAGCCAAGCCAUAAUCACCGGGACUUUUUCUAUCAUCAAACAGUGUUCUGCAUUGGGUUGCUUUCCGAGAGUAAAGAUUAUCCACACGUCACCUACUAAUAAACAUGGUCAAAUCUACAUCCCUGAGAUCAAUUGGACGUUGAUGCUGCUAUGUUUAGCAGUCACAAUUGGUUUUCGCGAUACAAAACAUAUAAGCAAUGCAGCAGGUUUGGCGGUUAUUACGGUUAUGUUGGUAACCACGUGCCUAAUGUCACUUGUAAUGGUUCUAUGUUGGCGAAAAAGCAUCUUCUUAGCACUCGCGUUUAUGUUUUUCUUCGGUUCGAUAGAAAUCCUCUACUUCUCGGCAUCCCUAAUAAAAUUUCGCGAAGGUGCGUGGGUCCCGGUGGCCCUCUCAAUCAUCUUUCUAGUCAUUAUGUUCGUAUGGCACUACGGGACGAUAAAAAAAUACGAAUUCGAUGUCCAAAACAAAGUCUCAAUCAAUUGGCUCUUAAGCCUCGGGCCCACUCUCGGUAUCAUGCGGGUCCGCGGAAUUGGGCUCAUUCACACUGAGCUGGUUUCCGGGAUCCCUGCAAUUUUCUCACAUUUUGUAACAAACCUCCCAGCUUUUCACCAAGUUGUGGUGUUCCUCUGUGUGAAAUCGGUCCCUGUGCCUCACGUAAGGCCUGAGGAGCGGUUUCUUGUUGGGAGAAUUGGGCCGAAAGAGUAUCGAUUGUAUAGGUGUAUAGCGAGAUAUGGGUACCGUGAUGUUGACAUGGACGAUGUGGGAUUUGAAAACGAUCUUAUUUGCUGCAUAGCAGAGUUUGUCCGGACCGAACGGUCCGGACAAACCAGUGCCGGUAACAACUCUGUUACCGGCACUAGCGAUAAUUUGUUAUCAGAAGAUUCUGAUAACGAUAGAAAGAUGGCGGUUGUUGGAGUGGCUUCGGCGAACUCCGAAGGGAGUAUUAGAAUGUGUGAGGAGGAAACAGGGUUUUCGCCGGAGAUAGCGGUGGUUGUGGCGGCACCACCACCGGUUCCAAGGAAGAGGGUGCGGUUUGUUUUACCGGCGAGUCCCCAAAUGGAUACGGGAGUGAGAGAAGAGUUGCGGGAACUUAUGGAGGCACGUGAAGCGGGUUUAGCUUUUAUCCGAGGACAUUGUUAUGUGAAAGCUAAAAGGGGUUCGAGUUUGAUGAAAAGAUUUGUGAUCAAUUUUGGGUAUGAUUUUUUAAGAAGAAAUUCUCGAGGUCCGGGUAAUGCUUUGAGUUUUCCUCAAGCGUCUACGUUAGAGGUUGGAAUGGUGUAUCAAGUUUAAUUCUGAGGGUAUUAUGGUAAAUUUGGUUUUGAGAUACAUAAUACAUUUGACGAUGAAGGCCGUUCAUUGUUGUGUCUAACACAUGGGCUUAUUUUGUAAGCCCAUGGGCUAUAAGCGUUAAACAUUAUUCAUCAUGAAAGAUACGGGGGAAAACACGAAAUAUAAAAGUGCAUGUAAUGAAGUGUGAUUUUUGUUGUAUAUAUGAUAAGGUAUAUGUGGGUUAGACCUAAAAGAUGGAUUGGAUUAAAGGGA
This is a messenger RNA of Lactuca virosa, 2882 nucleotides long. NCBI's taxonomy places the organism in Eukaryota, Viridiplantae, Streptophyta, Magnoliopsida, Asterales, Asteraceae. The record is from the annotation of a GenBank genome assembly.